CAUUGCUUCUUGAAAUUCUCUGUUUUUUUUCAGACAAGUUUCAAGAAAAGACAGAAAGUGAAACAAGUCUUAUCUUUUUUUUUUUUUGGUGUGGAACAUUACACCAGUGAAGAGAUGUCUUACAGUGACCCAAACCAAAACCCAAUUCCAGAAACUUACGCUCCAUCGAACUCAAAUGAGUCUGAGAAACUGAAACUUUACCAAGCUUUUAUCUUCUCUGUUCCAAUCUGUUUCACAUUCAUCGUUCUCUUCGUUCUUUACGUCAUUUACCUCCGUCGAAACAGCACCACCAACGUCGAUUGGUCUUCUCUUGGAAUGCGUGGUGGAAUCUUUGUGCCCACCAACAACAAUCUCUCAACGGCUGAAUUAGGACUGAGCAAAGAUUUGAGAGAGAUGCUUCCCAUUGUCAUCUACAAAGAGAGUUUCACAGUUAAAGAUUCACAAUGUUCAGUGUGUCUUGGGGACUACCAAGCAGAAGAGAAACUUCAACAAAUGCCAAAAUGUGGGCACACUUUUCACAUGGAAUGUAUUGAUCUUUGGCUCACAUCACACACAACGUGCCCUCUUUGUCGUCUCUCUCUUAUCCCCAAACCGUCCCAUCAAAGUCCAGAGAUAGUCUCUCCCAUAGAAAACUCUAAUGGAGGAGGAGCUUCGGCUCAACCAGAUUCCCAAUCAACAACCGAAGCAGUAAGUCACAUCGAGGAUAUCCAAGAAGGUAACGCAGAUAGUCAAGAAGUCUCUAAGGAACCGGAAGAGAAUGACCGAAACAGCGUAGGGACUUCUGAUGGUUGUUGUACUUGUAGACUUGGUUAAAAAGCAUAAAAGCUUUAUCUUGUCUUUUGAUGAUCAUUUUGGUAAGAUUUAAGAAUUUUUGUUUUCUCUCUUGCGUUUGUUACUUGUAACAUUGUUAGGAGUGAAAUGAAUGCAUGAUCCAUAA
Messenger RNA from Arabidopsis arenosa, 937 nucleotides. The record is from the annotation of a GenBank genome assembly. NCBI's taxonomy places the organism in Eukaryota, Viridiplantae, Streptophyta, Magnoliopsida, Brassicales, Brassicaceae.